GUUGUGAGUCAAAAGCAGCAGCAUUCCCUCACGCAUUGACGUUAGCUGGUAGGGUAGUGUCCGCUAUCUACCCAUCGUGAGGAUUUACAAUGUUGUUAGAUGUACUACAGGGAUCAGAGGCUGGGGGAUUUAUUGUUAUUCAAGAUACCAUACAUUGCUCUGGACGAGAACUUCUAAAAUGUUUUGUAAAUACAGCCUUGAAGCGGGAGGACGCUGUGCAUAUAUUGGGAUUUGAAACCAGCGAGGAAGAACUGCGUAAUGGGCUGGACAAUAACUGUGCACUUAAACUUCACUUUCACAAUGGCUACACCGAUCCACUUGGCUGGACCAAUUGUUCACUGUUCACUGUGAAGCAGUUCACCACGGAGCACAUAGGUCAGCUGCUCAAAAAGUCGACAAAUCCCAAAGCCACGACAUUGGUCAUCGACUCCUUGUCAUGGAUUUUAAGGCAUCACAACCCUGUGACUGUCUGUCAAAGACUCCAUGAGCUCAAAAAAGGGGGAUCAGUAAAGGUGAUCAUAGCUCUUUUGCACUCUGACUUACAUCAGCGGGGCAUUGUUGGAAGUAUAUGCCACCUGGCUACCACAGUCAUCUCUGUUACCCCAGGGAAGAGAGAACGCAGUGCCAUGGCUAAGACAACACGACGGAGCAAGUCAGGCAAAGUUAUGCAAGAUGAAGAGUUCUUUAACGUCACAAAGGAUUACGCGGUCACUGUGCAGUCCAGAUCCUCGUACCCUGAACCCAGACAGACUGAGGCAGAGACAACAGAGGCGGAUCCGACGGCAAACCUUACCUUUAAUCUUCGAUUAUCAGAGAUGGAGAGAGAGGCUAAAGAAAAAGUGGCACUACCUUUUGUUUUCAGUCAGGAAAAGAAGUCAGCUCUGCUGAAGCCUGUAAAAGGUUCUGGGCGAAUUCUUUAUGAACCAGAUGCUAAUGAUGACUUUGACCAAGAAGACCCAGAUGACGAUCUCGAUAUCUGAAUGAACUAACGGCUAAAGGGGUCAUAUCCGGAGAAACCUCUUCU
Messenger RNA from Chanos chanos (milkfish), 1024 nucleotides. It is a transcript of the gene elp5, whose product is annotated as elongator acetyltransferase complex subunit 5. Gene Ontology annotation, molecular function: tRNA binding. The transcript is spliced from 8 exons. NCBI's taxonomy places the organism in Eukaryota, Metazoa, Chordata, Actinopteri, Gonorynchiformes, Chanidae. The coding region runs from base 90 to 980 and encodes 296 amino acids. Gene Ontology annotation, cellular component: nucleus; elongator holoenzyme complex; cytosol. The record is from RefSeq and is a predicted model, not a curated record. Gene Ontology annotation, biological process: tRNA wobble uridine modification.